AUGAACCAGCAAGAAGAGAAUUGCAAAAGGCAUGAUUUCAUGGUGCUAUCGGCCAGCGAGGCGUUUAUGAGAACCUGUCUGUCCUGCGGAUUGGUUGAGGACGUUCAACUAUCACAACAGAAGCAACAGGUCGAUCCGUGGGAAGGCUGGCUCAGAGCUGAAAUUAAGCCGCUGUCAUGGCCCCAUUGUGUUCAAUACUCUGAUACUACCAAUGCCACCCUUACGAGGACUGCGAGAGGAGAUGAAGAUGUCUACAGCUACCGUCCAAACGUGCAAACCUCGUUUCAGAACGAAGCUCAAAGAGAGAGGAACCCUUAUGUCUACUCUGAUCUGCCCAGAGGUUCCUGUAUUCGACUACUGAAACUCUCACCCGGCAGCAGACUCGAGAUACUCAGCGGCCGACUUUUCGAGGUUUGGUGGGAGCAAGAAACGUGUCCUCCAUACUCUGCCCUGUCCUAUACCUGGACAGAUGAAAAUGGCGACACCUCACUUUCAAAUCUCAUAUUCCUCGACAAAGAGCAGAAAGUCCUACGCAUUACACGGAACUGUGAUCGAGCGUUACGAAGCCUUCGCCACAAGACCAAGUCUAAAAUAUUAUGGGUUGAUUCAAUCUGUAUCAACCAGUCAUCUCCCUCCGAGAGGUCUCACCAGGUCGGCUUGAUGAAGACCAUAUACUCCAAAGCAACCACUGUUCACUCUUAUGUCGGAGAAACAGUGUGCGGAAAUGACUUGACAGGAACAGAAGCUAUGGCUUUGUUAAAUGAUCUUCAGGUUAAUGGAACUUUGAACAUGCUAUCUUCCAAAAAGACAAGCAACAUCUCCGUCCUCGACAAAUUCUUUGCAAGGUCCUACUUUGCUCGGUUAUGGGUCGUCCAAGAGCUUCUUCUCGCUCAGUCAAUUACUAUACAUUGCGGAGAGGUCUCACUCCAAGUUAGCAACGAGUCCAUCUCGCAGCUGCAUGAACACGGUGUCAAGGUUCCGUCGUGGGUUCGAUUUGCUGGAAGGGCGAGGUCGAGCGCAGUGCAAGCCUCUUUGGACUUGAGAGAUCUUCUUGCUGCAACCAGUGUCUGUCGUGUUACAGACCUACGUGACAAGAUAUUUGGGUUGUUGGGUCUGAUUAGCAACGUUCAAGCUUCAGAGCUCAGCCCCGACUAUGAAUUGAUGGUCCGUGAGGUUUACAUUGGCGUCGCUGCAUACCUGAUACAAAAGACCCAUUGUUGCGACCUCAUUCAGCACGCCAACCCCUACUGGGUUAAGCAGUGGCUUAGAAAAGACCCCCGAUUUUGCAUAAAUGACUAUGGUAUUCCCUCUUGGGUCCCUCUUUGGGAUACAGAUGUACCGCUGCAAACUUUUCAAGGACUCUCCAGACAUAUGAAACAGAUCGAAUUGGACAGCAAACGCCUUUUUAGCGAGGAAUCACUCGUCGACUGUUUUAAAUUACUUACCAUCGAUGGCUGGUCUCACGACGAGGACUCAGAGUGCGAUAAAGCAGUGAAUUGCUGUAAAAUGGUGGAAUCCAAGUCAGGCUUUCUCAGGACCAGGAUAGAGACGGUCUUACGGCUGAGCUCGUCAUUUGAACCUGUUCUUAGAACUCGUCGGGAUCUCAACGGACUGAAGGACGGCGAGUAUUCCACAGGGUUCUGGGACCUGAAGGGUGGUCUUAAACUUGCCAUCAGGAGUUUUGCAUGGGCAUUGAAGUGUGCGUUCCCCAACAACAAUGUUGAUCUGAUCCGGGUCGAGGGGUGCAGUCGUUUGUUCUUGGCACAAAAGACUUCUGAGAGCCGAAAAUAUCGGCUCAUCGGCUCGUGUGUUGCAGCCAUAGUCUGCCAAACACAGGAGCCCAGUCCUGCCGAGAUCCUCAAGUCCGAUGACCUACACCAAUACCUACGAUUCAAGCCUCUUACACGCGAAAUGAUUCACUUCAUGGCAAAGUGGAGUAACCAAGUACUCGAGCUCGCAAGAUCAGACCCAGAAGAUAAGAAACGCAUUUUGCCAAUCGAGGACCAAAGUAGCCACUUUGUCUCCAGAGACGAACCCGAGACAUCCCAACCACGUUGGAGAAGCUGGAUCCCUUUCUUAACUCUAGAAACUAGGAAGAUUGUGGAACAUGACUUGGAACUACAGAAGCAAUUUCCAAAUCUAGUUCACUUCUGGCACGAGGCCCAUAUCUUGUAUACUACCGCUCGAGAUUGGACCAGGAGUGCCUGGCAAGUCUCAAACCACGGUAUUAUGUUGCAGUAUCGAUUUCCCAACGAUCUGAUAAAGGUUCUGGAAGACCAUCUUGGAAAGUCGCUUGCAUUGGGAGAAGCGUUUGGGACGAUCACGGGUAACAAGCCUAAUUUCCAGAGCCUGCAUCCUCUUCAGCUGCUACUCGAUCUCCUAGCAAACCCUGGGGUGUCAUGGUCUGGUGAUGAACUCUUAGGCUAUCCACAUGGAUUGAAGGGGCUCUUUGAGGAUUUUGACCGUCUUCUUCUAACCCUGGAUAAAGAUCAAUUAUUCUUAGAUCAAGCUUUUCCACUGGACCUUAGCGAUAAGCACCCUGAGUACAACAGUAUCAAGGAAGCCAUAGGAUGGAAACCAGCACUAGAAGGGCUGGUGAGGAAGAAUACGGAGGCGAUGGAUAUUUAUCUUAUUUAG
This is a messenger RNA of Fusarium subglutinans, 2637 nucleotides long. RefSeq names its product heterokaryon incompatibility protein het-6. The coding region runs from base 1 to 2637 and encodes 878 amino acids. The transcript is spliced from 2 exons. NCBI's taxonomy places the organism in Eukaryota, Fungi, Ascomycota, Sordariomycetes, Hypocreales, Nectriaceae. The record is from RefSeq and is a predicted model, not a curated record.